AUGGUAGGGUGUCGUGUGCGUGUGUGUCGUUGGUGUGGUGGUGAUGGUGGUGGUGGUGGUGGUAGCGGCGGUUGCGGUGAUGAUGGGGUAGGGGGGGUGGGUGCAGCGUGUUGCUCCGCCCACCGUCUGGCGCUCUCCUGUGUCGCUCGCUGGCUCGCCCGACCCCGUGGAGGAAGCGUGGCUAACUGUGGGGGGGAGGGCCCGCCCGAAGCAGCUAGCGGCAGCGAAAGCGGGGGAAGAAGAAAGCACGGGCGGGAAACCUUUUGCCCUGCUUUGGGGCGUGGGAGCCUCAACUGCCCACUGGACGCGAGCCUCGCGCUUCUGGCUGGGGCUGCGCCUCGACGCCCGCCAUGGGGAAGGAGCGACAGAGACGGAGGGCAGCAGCGAGGGAGCGCGCGGAAAGCACAGGAAAGGAAAGGAAGCCACAACAAACACUACACAGGCACACAUAGACAUACACACACACACACAUCGCUUCCCUCCUCCCGCCCUCGACCCCUCGCCCGCGCCCUCGCCCUCGCCCUCACCCUCGCCCACGCCGUCACCCUCGCCCACGCCGUCACCCUCGCCCACGCCGUCACCCUCGCCCACGCCGUCACCCUCGCCCUAUUAGCCGUGCGUGUGUGUCUUGCUACCAAGUUCCGCCAUUCCCACUCGAUGCAGGGCCAGCCGUCCACUCACCAACACCCCAUCCCUCCCACCCCCCCGCAAUCAGCCUCCUCGUCCACCAGCACUGCCCGUCGUCUUCCCAUCUCGUAUGCCCUGACAGCUUCCCACCUCGCUCCCCCCAAGACGCGCCUCGCCCAGCUGCUGCCCGCUCUCGCCAUAUGCAAGACGCCCUCGCCCAGCCCUCCCAUCCGCCCCGGUGCGAGUUGA
This is a messenger RNA of Exserohilum turcica Et28A, 876 nucleotides long. RefSeq lists its product as uncharacterized. The transcript has a single exon. The record is from RefSeq and is a predicted model, not a curated record. The coding region runs from base 1 to 876 and encodes 291 amino acids. NCBI's taxonomy places the organism in Eukaryota, Fungi, Ascomycota, Dothideomycetes, Pleosporales, Pleosporaceae.